This is a messenger RNA of Macadamia integrifolia, 459 nucleotides long. Its product is annotated as probable aspartic proteinase GIP2. The transcript is spliced from 2 exons. NCBI's taxonomy places the organism in Eukaryota, Viridiplantae, Streptophyta, Magnoliopsida, Proteales, Proteaceae. The record is from RefSeq and is a predicted model, not a curated record. Bases 1 to 459 code for a protein of 152 amino acids. Gene Ontology annotation, molecular function: aspartic-type endopeptidase activity. Gene Ontology annotation, biological process: proteolysis.
AUGGAUGCCUCAAAGUAUUUUAUGUACACUCCACUGAUCGAAAAUCCGGUGACCAGGGCAGUUUCCAUUGAACAGGGAGUUGCAGGUCGUGAUUCCUCCGCCGACCACUUCGUCGGAGUGAAAUCAAUCAAUGAAGGAAUAGGAGGAACGAAGAUAAGCACAGUUGUUCCUUACACCAAAAUGGAAACCUCAAUCUUUGAUAGCCUUACAGAAGCUUUCAGUGAAGCAGCGAUCAACAUCUUUAACAUGACUAGAGUAGAAUCUGUGCCACCUUUCCAGUUAUGUUUCAGUUCAAACAAUAUAGGUAGAGCCAGAACUGGGCCGGAAGUGCCUACCAUUGAUCUGGUGUUAGCAGAGAGAGAUGGUGUUUUGGAGAAUUUGGGGCUCAAAUUCUAUGGUAAGGGAAAACGAGGAUGUGCUGUGCUUGGCGAUGCUAGAUGGGGGAUGGAGACCCAUUAG